Cryptomeria japonica (Japanese cedar) is the source of this 1362-nucleotide messenger RNA. Its product is annotated as transcription factor PIF3. Gene Ontology annotation, molecular function: protein dimerization activity. Gene Ontology annotation, cellular component: nucleus. NCBI's taxonomy places the organism in Eukaryota, Viridiplantae, Streptophyta, Pinopsida, Cupressales, Cupressaceae. Bases 137 to 1060 code for a protein of 307 amino acids. The transcript is spliced from 4 exons. The record is from RefSeq and is a predicted model, not a curated record.
UAUAAAGAGGCGACCGGCAAAGCCCACUGUAAACUCAUUGAGUGCAGCGAAACAUGGAUGAAUCAAUCUUUGUUUCGCCAUGACAAGAGAAUUGAGUGCAAUCUAUUUAUAUGCAAUGUCCAGUGUUGGGUAGGCAAUGACUACCGCUCCAGGAGAAAGAGUACUAGAAGCCGACUUUUUGGCGAACAUGGCUUUCUUAAACAGCGACUCCACCGAACAAGAUUAUUUCUUGCAAGGGAAUACCACCACCAGCGUUCCCCCUUUGACAUCCUCUUUCUUCACCAUUCCAUUCGAGUUCAUCCAUGGAGAAGAAGAGGACAAUGCCUGUACUACUGCCCCAACUGUUCGUCCUCCUCUUUGCCCAACUGAAUCAUUCUGUAGUCGCAAUGGGAAACGAAAUGGUCAAUCGAUAAAAGAGAAGCUCUUUGUUGAAAUCGACUCUCAUUAUACGGACUUUGAAGACGAGUUUGCCGAUUCAUGUAGAUCUCUUUCUCCCAGAAGCAAUACUUCAUCCAAAAGACACAGAGCUACCCACGUUCACAAUUUGUGCGAAAAGGUUUUAUCUGUCAACUCUUAUGACCUUUAUAAAGUUAUCAUGACUGUAAGAGAUUUUGUUACGAAUGUUUAUUCAUUGGUUUGGAAGAGAAAGAGAUCUAAGUUUGAAGGUUUUGCUGGAAACCAGAGGCGAAGGAGCAGAAUCAAUGAGAAAAUGAAAGAUCUUCAACUUCUGAUUCCUAAUUCGAAGAAGACAGACAAAGCUUCCAUUCUUGACGAGGCAAUUUUGUACGUCAAACAGCUUCAACUUCAAGUACAAAUGCUUUCUGCUCCAAAUAUGAUGAACCCAUCACAUAUCUGCGUACCAAUGGGAAUCCCAUGCUUUCAGGUGCACCAGAUGUGCAUGAACAUGAAGAUGGGAUCCCAAUGGAGUAAUGGGUGCAUGACCGUGCACCGGGGAGUUCAAGCACAACCAGGACUAUGGUCUAAUGGAGGAAACAAAGAGUGUUUUCAUACAGUAGGUCUGCCAAUGUUUACAAAGGUUUCACAACGCAAUAAUGUAUGACAUGCAGGGAGCGUAAAUACUUCAGUGACCCAGUCUCUUGAAGCAACUCAUAUUCGCUAGCCCUAGCCUGUUUGCUUUCAGAAACAUUAUCAUGUAUUUUUGCUUGUAUUAGCAAUAGUCUCUUCCAAACAGCUAAAUUGGGAUGAUUUGUUCAUGAUCAGCUUUACUGGAAAACAAUAAAGUAUCACAGGUUUUACUCAUAAACAAGUGUCACAUGGUGAGUCGGUCUCAAAUGAAAAUAAAUUUACAUGUGAAGAGGAGCAUCUCAAGACUUGAACUCAAGAUCUCUUCAUAUUUGUGAU